AUGGCUUUACGCUUCUGCGGUGUCAUCUCGUAUGCCAUACCUGGAGUGCUGGCACUUCUUGGCUGCUGGUGGCUAUAUUCCCAUAGAAAAAAGCAUGCAAGUUAUCAUGACAAACAGGCAAUAGCCAGUGAAGAAGAGCAGCAGGAAGAAGUGCCAGGGAAUCAUUUAUCACCCGAAAAAGAAGCACAUGUUCCUCAAAGACUGCCUCUCUCAUCAGAAGAGGAAUGCCUAGAGAAUGAAACCUUGACCUUCCUGCUGUCAGCAGGGUCGACGACGCCCUCUCUUCUGUGUCAGACUCAUGAGAGGCUAGAUCUCUCACAGGACCUUCCAGACCUGUCAGUAACGACAAUUCAGCCCAGCACCCUUGAGGACGACAGUGAAAAACUAGAAAUAAUAGAAUCUCAAGAUGAAAGCGGUGUCCCUGCUUAUGUUUCUCCCCCUCUGAUCUCAAAGAGCACAAACUGUCAUGGCAGUGCUGCAGUGAGCCUUAUACAGGAUUCAAGCUCCAGUGCAACCCAAGAUCAGCGGCGAUCAGCAUCAGUGACAUUGACACAAGAGUCUUUGGGAAUCACGGAGGAGAUCUGCAAUGCAGAGCAGUCAGAUGAUUCUUCAUUUAAGCCCACUAAGGAAGGCCAGGUGCCAGAAACUGUGCUAUCAGAUACUGGCUGUGUGACAGCCCUUUGCUUGGGAUUGGAGAAGGAACCCAAUACCCCACAAGCCUUUCUCAAUAAUGAAGCUGAAGUUAUAUCAAGUCACAAGGAUUCUGCAGUGAGCAUGUUACCAGAUAGUGUGGAGUCUGCCUGUUUGCAACAGUCCAGGGAAGAAGAGAUAUCUGAGUCAAUUGCCAGUACUGUACCUGUGUGUCAAGAGGAGGACACACAGCCAAAACAAGACAAAUUGGAAAGAGAGAAGACUGGAGGAGUGAGUUUGGCCAAGGAAGAAGUUGAGAAAAUUGAGCAAGUAGCAAUACAGAUCAUUUCCAAGGCCAUUUUGGCAGCAACUGAGGAAGUGCUGUCUGGUGCUACAAGUGAUGUGUCCACUUGGAUCUGCGAGGCAGCUGCCAGCCGAGUUGAGAGACCGCUGGAGAUGGCGAGUGUUGUUUCUUCUGAUCAGAUGCUUGCGGAGAAAUCUACAGUAGCCAGUGAGAACAUUGCUGCAAAGGGUGAUGCUGUGGUACUGACAUCCCCACAAACAGAGGAACGGGAUCAGUGUGUGACAGAUUCCAGCUGUUUAACACAUGGCUGUUUAUCCAGCCCUGUUCAGGGAGAUAUGAAAGACUGUUGGGUAAAGAACCCUGUGUGCAGUGAGUCCCAAGGAGUUGAUCAGACUCCUGUGGAAAACCAUGGAGACUCACUGGAAAAGUCGCCUUUGGUUACGGAGGACUCUGGGUGCGGCACAUGUGCAUCUGAAGGUGGGACAAGUGUGGAGGACCCAUUGCAGAACACAAUGCUGUCUGUCGCAUCAGGCCAGCAUUCGGACUCACUGAGCAUAUCUGCAACCCAAGACAUGUCUGCUGAGCAGAGCUCAGUACCAAGUGAAAAACUUCCUAUUCGGAAGCUACCUGAAGACAGCAAAGUGCCAUACAGUAAUGGGAUACUGAAAGAGGAUGAUCCAGACUUGCAUAGUGAGUGUAGCAGAGCAGCAGGGGUGGAUGGAGAUCACUCGGGAGGUUCAGAUGUAAAUACUGUGGAUUUUGUGGACAGUGGCUGUGCCAUGAGGAAGACAGUGACUCGCCAGAACUCUAAGCUAGGAGGAGAAUCCAGCAAGUCCGACUACGUUAUCUGGGAAAUAGAGGUCCCAAAGGAAUUAGUUGGCCGCUUGAUUGGCAAACAGGGAAGAUAUAUGAGCUUCUUGAGGCAAGCGUCUGGUGCCAAAAUUUAUGUCUCAACACUACCUUAUUUCCGUGACUCCCAAGUCUGUCACAUUGAAGGCUCCCCACAACAAGUAGAAAAAGUACUGAGCCUGAUUGGCAAGAAGUUCAAAGAGCUGUGUCUCACCAACAUCUACGCUCUACCUCCACCAACACCAUUGACACUUCAUUCCCUCUUUAUGACUGCUUGG
Messenger RNA from Cariama cristata (Red-legged seriema), 2061 nucleotides. Its product is annotated as A-kinase anchor protein 1, mitochondrial-like. Gene Ontology annotation, molecular function: RNA binding. The transcript is spliced from 4 exons. NCBI's taxonomy places the organism in Eukaryota, Metazoa, Chordata, Aves, Cariamiformes, Cariamidae. The annotation marks the transcript as partial. The record is from RefSeq and is a predicted model, not a curated record.